CACCAAGAUCUUCAGAAACUGUUCAGCAUCCAAAUUUGAGUCAUGACCAGGAUAAGUGUUGUAAAUAGUUUUGUAUUGUUGCUGGUCUUUUUCUAUUGUGCAACUCUAGAAGCAGAGUCAUUUGAUUCUCCGAAUGAUCGAGGACAUAGAGAAGCCUCACCAAUGUGGUUUGGGCCUCGCAUUGGUAGGAAAAAGCGCAAUGACAUUAACAAGGUCUACAGAAACGAAAAAGAACAAUCACUCUUGGAUGUUUUAAGAGAAUCUCCUUUAGUGGUUGUUGCCGUAAACGAAGAAUCUGAAAUUUCAGCAAACAAACAACACAAUUUUACUCCAAGAUUGGGAAGAGAAUCGGGAGAAACCGCCCCUAACUGGUUGGACGGGGCGGAGUUAGUCGACGCAGAUCAGCUUUCUCCCAGGCCCUCCAAUCCUUUUUCUCCAAGGCUAGGAAGGACCAACUACAAUCCUUUUUCUCCAAGGCUGGGGAGAGAAAGUGAUGUUCCUCUUCAGUAACACGUUAACUUAUAACCCGUUUGCUUUAUAUAACAUUUAUGAAAAGAUUACCUAUUAUACUAACAAAAAAAUAAAGCUAGACAAUAGCUUUCACUUGCAAUUUAUAAUGUUUUAUUAAAUAUUUGAAAUUAAG
This is a messenger RNA of Ceutorhynchus assimilis (cabbage seed weevil), 643 nucleotides long. The record is from the annotation of a GenBank genome assembly. NCBI's taxonomy places the organism in Eukaryota, Metazoa, Arthropoda, Insecta, Coleoptera, Curculionidae.